CGCUCCCAAGCUUUUCCAACUCUUUUUAUUUGCUCCCUCUCGCAACCGAAGGCGCGGAGACCCCCUCCCCCCUCCCUUCUCUUUGCCGUAUCCUCCAUUCCAAUUUUUAUCCCCAGGUUUUGGUUGGAAUAACGAGCUUUCUGAGAGGCUUCCGAGGUUCCAAUCCUCGGGCGAUCGACGAAGCGAUCCCGUCGUCCGCCAUUUCGCUCCCUCAUUUUUCUGAGAUCUUAUCAUCCACUGGAUUGGAUCUAAGGAUUUUGGUAGCCACCAGUCUCUAGAUCUCUGGACGCGCGGUUAGGAGGGUCGGAGAAGAUAUUUGGGCGUCUAUUUUGAAAAGUAUCAGUUCGUGCAGAUCGCGGACCGUUUGAUCCAGAAUCGAUGGCUUUCAGCGGCACGCAGCAGAAGUGCAAGGCCUGCAACAAGACGGUCUACCUGAUGGACCAGUUGUCCGCCGAUGGGGUCUCCUAUCACAAGUCCUGCUUCAAGUGCAAUCACUGCAAAGGAACCUUAAAGCUGAGUAAUUAUUCUUCACUGGAAGGUGUCUUGUAUUGCAAACCUCAUUUUGAGCAGCUCUUCAAGGAGACAGGCAGUUUCAACAAGAGCUUUCAGUCACCUGCAAAGUCAGCCGAGAAGUUAACUCCAGAACUGACUAGGUCUCCUAGCAAAGCUGCUGGCAUGUUUUCAGGAACUCAAGAAAAAUGUGUCACUUGUGGCAAAACAGCAUAUCCGCUUGAAAAGGUGACCGUGGAAGGGCAAGCAUAUCAUAAGUCUUGUUUCAAGUGCUCCCAUGGAGGCUGUCCGAUUAGCCCCUCAAACUAUGCAGCCCUUGAAGGCAUCCUCUACUGCAAGCACCACUUCUCUCAACUUUUCAAGGAGAAGGGGAGCUACAACCAUCUCAUCAAGUGUGCUUCCAUCAAGCGCACAGCAACAUCCAGCCCAGAUCUCUGAGUUCAUUCUGUUUACCGAAGUGGAUUUUCACCCAAGCGUCAUAUAUUUUUGUUUUUGGAUGCUUCCAUCCUUUUUGCUUGUUCAAUUGAGGAAUUGGCAAACUUGAAUUCCUUUGUUUUGUUGAUUCCUUGUGUGAAAUCUUUAACUAUGUCAAACCAUAAAAAACCGGUUCUUCAUAUUCAAUGCAUAUGAUGUGUGUUUCUAAGAA
This is a messenger RNA of Phoenix dactylifera (date palm), 1156 nucleotides long. Its product is annotated as LIM domain-containing protein WLIM2b-like. NCBI's taxonomy places the organism in Eukaryota, Viridiplantae, Streptophyta, Magnoliopsida, Arecales, Arecaceae. The record is from RefSeq and is a predicted model, not a curated record.